This is a messenger RNA of Nycticebus coucang (slow loris), 3034 nucleotides long. It is a transcript of the gene DNAJB6, whose product is annotated as DnaJ heat shock protein family (Hsp40) member B6. Gene Ontology annotation, molecular function: ATPase activator activity; Hsp70 protein binding. Gene Ontology annotation, biological process: positive regulation of proteasomal ubiquitin-dependent protein catabolic process; protein refolding. The coding region runs from base 767 to 1762 and encodes 331 amino acids. The transcript has 10 exons. Lineage: Eukaryota; Metazoa; Chordata; Mammalia; Primates; Lorisidae. The record is from RefSeq and is a predicted model, not a curated record. Gene Ontology annotation, cellular component: endoplasmic reticulum membrane; cytosol.
CCUCCCACAGCGCUGGGACUACAGGCGUGAGCCACCACGCCCGGCCGCUUUUUACAGUUUUUUUAUUUUUAUUUUUAUUUUUUUGGCCAGGGCUGGGUUUGAACCCACCACCUCUGGUAUAUGGGGCCAGCGCCCUACUCCUUUGAGCCACAGGCGCCGCCCUAUUUAUUUUUUUGAGACAGUCUCAAGCUGUCGCCCUGGGUAGCAUGUCAUGGCAUCACAGCUCACAGCAACCUUCAACUCUUGAGCCUAAGUGAUUCUCCUGCCUCAGCCUCCCAAGUAGCUGGGACUAUAGGUGCUCCUUACAACGCCUGGCUGUUUUUCUGUUGCAUUUGUCAUUGUUGCUUUAGCUGGCCCAGGCUGGAUACAAACCCACAAGCCUCGGUAUUUGUGGCUGGUGCCAUGCUCUCUGAGCUUUGGGGGCCACCACUGUUUGAGACAUUUAUUUUUUUGAGACAGGAUUCGUCUCUGUAGCCCAGGCUGGAGUGCAGUGGCAUCAUAGCUCACUGUACCAAACUCCUGGGCUCCUAUAGUCUUACCCCAUCAGCCUCCUAAGUAGCUGGGAAUAUAGGCACACGUUACUGUAUCUGGAUAAUUUUCCCUUUUUUUUUUUUUAUUUGAGACAAUCUCACUGUGUCGCCCUGGGUAGAGUGCAGUGGUGUCAUAGCUCACAGCAACAUCCAACUCUUGGGCUCAAGGGAUGCUCCUGCCUCAAACCUUCCAAGUAGCUGGGACUACAGGACCUGUUCCAACAAUUAUUUAAAACAUGGUGGAUUACUAUGAUGUUUUAGGCGUGCAGAGACAUGCUUCAGCCGAGGAUAUUAAAAAGGCGUACCGAAAACUGGCACUAAAGUGGCACCCAGAUAAAAACCCUGAGAAUAAAGAAGAAGCAGAGAGAAAAUUCAAACAAGUAGCUGAGGCGUAUGAGGUGUUGUCAGAUCCUAAAAAGCGGGACAUCUAUGACAAAUAUGGCAAAGAAGGAUUAAAUGGUGGAGGAGGUGGAAGUCAUUUUGACAAUCCAUUUGAUUAUGGCUUCACAUUCCGUAAGCCCGAGGAUGUCUUCAGGGAAUUUUUUGGUGGAAGAGACCCCUUUAGAUUUGACUUCUUUGAAGACCCAUUUGAGGACUUUAUUGGGAAUCAGAGGGGUCUCCGAGGAAGCAGAACCCGAGGAACAGGGUCGUUUUUCUCUGGCUUCAGUGGAUUUCCACCUUUUGGAAGUGGAUUUUCUUCUUUUAAUACAGGAUUUUCUGUGGGAUUUCCUGCAGGAUUUUCUUCAUUUGGGUCGCUAGAUCACGGAGGUCUGACUUCAUUCUCUUCCACAUCAUUUGGUGGUAGUGGGAUGGGCAACUUCAAGUCUGUAUCGACUUCUACAAAAAUAGUUAAUGGCAGAAAGAUCACUACAAAGAGAAUCGUGGAGAAUGGUCAAGAAAGAGUGGAAGUUGAGGAAGACGGGCAGCUCAAGUCCCUGACAAUAAAUGGUGUGGCAGACGAGAACGCCCUGGCCGAGGAGCGCAUGCGGAGAGGACAGAGCGCCCUGCCCGCGCAGCCCACCAGCACCCGCUCGCUGAAGCCGCCGAAACCGGCCUCCGUGCGAAACGCACCCCACCACGCUUCUGAGGACAGCGAGCAGGGGCGCCAGCACACCCCCGGGCCCUGGGAGGCCACCACGUCUGCAGCAGGGGUCAAGGAAGGUGGCAAGAGGAAGAAGCAGAAGCAGAAAGAGGAGACGAAGAAGAAGAAGUCGGCCAAGGGCAACCGCUAGCUGGACUGGCCGGCACGCACACACGGCACUCGGCCCCGCGUGGCUGUGCACACCUGUAGGUAGCAGCAUUUACAAGGCCACACUCUUUAAUCAGGAUUAAUAGGAUUUUGGACACAUGUUACACACUGGUCAGGGCGGGACGUCAGGAGAUGGAGUUGAUGAGAUGGGCGGCGGCAAUGGAAGUUUGGGACGUUGGGACGCAGCCUCGACUUCCUAACCAUGUUCUGCUCAGCGCUAACGCCGCCUGUGUUUUCCUCCUGAGCUGUCACCAGCACCCUGCUGUGACCGGUUUAGCUUUAGAAGUACAGUAAGGGCCCGGCAGGUAACAGAUGCUUGCGCUGACUUCUUUCCUGCUGGCGGUGGUGUUUUGCGCUGGGAAUGUACUUAGGGCGAUGCGGAUGCGUUGAGCCGUCAGGGCGCUUCCAGCCUCCGCAGGGCAAGCUGCCAAGAAUUGCUUCAGAUGUGAAAUCAUUUCUUAUAUUUAUUGUUAUAGUUUUAUCCUCUCCAGGUAACCCAAAUUUAACUUCAAAUAUUGUUCAGUUUUGCUGAAUUUCAUCCUUUUUUCUUGACUCACAAUUGUUCUUUUUAGCAAAAAAUUCUUCGCUAAGCAAAACCGCGUAGCUUCGGUAGGUGAGGGUAACCCUAGGGAGCCCCAGGCUGCUGCUCACACAACAUGUGAAAGUAAUCCUACCUUGAGCAAGAAGGCUGAACUAAGUAUUUCAGCUCACCAACGUCACCUCCUUAAAAAAUAAUUACUUUAUUGUGGGUAGAUUCUGUCCUGCUUCCGGGAUUAUCCCAUUUGCAGGACUCGAGGCUUCCUCUUCUGUCCCUGUGAGCGCUGGGUGGGAUCUCACUGCCUUCUUUUCCCCGCAUGCUCCCUUGGUGACUUUUUUCUUCCUUUUUACCUAAGGAUCCGUCGUUCAUGUUGCUUUUCCCUUGUCCUCUUAGAAGUGACUGAAAAUGCCACAGUUUUAAUCUAGACAGUCCAUGUAGUGAUGCCACAGGCUGGAAGCCAGAAACCAGCAUAGUCCAUGGUCCUGAGGUGACGUUUGCAGGAGAGUUUACAGUGCGUGUGUUUGUUUUAGUGGGGAGGGUACAGGUGUUGAGGCAGAGAGUGGACUGUUAUUUGAUGGUUUUUGUGGAAAAUGUAACCCUAAAUGCAUUAUGUACUUUUAAGUGCUACCUACAUAAAUAAAUGAAAUGUUACUGAGGACAGCUCACUCGCCUUCAUUUGUAAGUAUCAGUAAGUUGCACUGUUAAAAAUAAAAGCAA